Iphiclides podalirius (scarce swallowtail) is the source of this 1383-nucleotide messenger RNA. Lineage: Eukaryota; Metazoa; Arthropoda; Insecta; Lepidoptera; Papilionidae. The record is from the annotation of a GenBank genome assembly.
AUGUCUUCGGGAACGUUUGUGGAUAGGAUUGAUCCGUUCGCCAAGCGUUCGUUAAAGAAAAAAACCAAGAAAUCGCAAGGUUCCUCGCGCUACCGCAACACGCAGGACGUGGAACUACAGGCGCUGCCACUUCUGAAAGAUGUGCCAAGCAAUGAGCAAGAGGAACUAUUUAUUCGUAAACUCCGCCAAUGCUGUGUUGCAUUUGACUUCAUGGAUCCUGUAGCCGACCUCAAGGGCAAGGAGAUUAAGCGUGCUGCACUCAAUGAGCUUGUAGAGUACAUCACUGCUGGUCGUGGAGUGCUUACAGAGCCAGUGUAUCCAGAGAUCAUUAAAAUGAUAUCGGCCAACCUGUUCCGCACUCUACCGCCGAGUGAAAAUCCUGACUUCGACCCUGAAGAGGACGACCCGACCUUGGAGGCGUCGUGGCCUCAUCUCCAGCUGGUCUACGAGUUCUUCCUCCGUUUCCUUGAGUCGACCGACUUCCAGCCAGUCAUUGGCAAGAAGGUCAUUGACCAGAAGUUUGUGUUGCAGCUUUUAGAUUUAUUUGACUCCGAAGAUCCACGCGAGCGAGACUUUCUGAAAACCGUGCUCCAUCGCAUUUAUGGGAAAUUCUUGGGACUACGUGCCUUCAUACGGAAACAGAUCAACAACAUUUUCCUACGGUUUGUGUAUGAGACCGAGCAUUUCAACGGUGUCGGAGAGCUGUUGGAAAUUUUGGGGAGCAUAAUCAACGGCUUCGCCCUGCCGCUGAAGAGCGAGCACAAGCAGUUCCUGGUGAAGGUGCUGCUGCCGCUGCACAAGGUGAAGUGCCUCUCGCUGUACCACGCGCAGCUGGCCUACUGCGUGGUGCAGUUCCUGGAGAAGGACGCCACGCUCACCGAGCCCGUGGUGCGCGGCCUGCUCAAGUUCUGGCCGAAGACCUGCUCCCAGAAGGAGGUAAUGUUCUUGGGUGAGAUUGAGGAAAUUCUGGAUGUGAUUGAGCCAGCUCAAUUUGCCAAAAUACAAGAGCCAUUAUUUAGACAAAUUGCAAAAUGCGUGUCCAGUCCACAUUUUCAGGUGGCUGAAAGGGCAUUAUACUUUUGGAACAACGAAUAUAUUCUAUCACUGAUGGAGGAGAACAACCAGGUGAUAAUGCCAAUAAUGUUCCCCGCACUGUACCGUAUUAGCAAGGAGCACUGGAACCAAACCAUUGUGGCGCUCGUCUACAACGUGCUCAAGACCUUCAUGGAGAUGAACUCCAAGCUGUUUGACGAGCUCACUGCUAGCUAUAAGGCGGAACGGCAAAAAGAGAAGAAACGCGAGAAGGAGCGCGACGAACUGUGGAAAAAGCUGGGGGAACUUGAAAUAAGCCACAAGCGGCAGCAAGCAGGCGCCGUCGCCAAG